Messenger RNA from Triticum dicoccoides, 2933 nucleotides. RefSeq names its product ATP-dependent DNA helicase DDM1-like. NCBI's taxonomy places the organism in Eukaryota, Viridiplantae, Streptophyta, Magnoliopsida, Poales, Poaceae. Bases 242 to 2383 code for a protein of 713 amino acids. Gene Ontology annotation, molecular function: ATP binding. The record is from RefSeq and is a predicted model, not a curated record. The transcript has 16 exons.
CAGAGGCAGGAGGCGGCCUCGAUGGCGAUGGCGACGGCAACGGCGAUUGGUGAUGGCAACGGCGACGCAGGUCAUUUUGGAGAAGUAGACAAAGUUCGGGUAGCAAACCAGACCAAUGCUGAGGUGUACAAUGGACGGAUUUGCGAGCUGACGUGAAAAUCCCAUGACAGAUUAGCAAGCAUCGGGCUGCAAUACAAAUUAGGCAUUAAAGGUUCAGGUACUCUAAAACAAGGCUCAGAAAAUGUUCGAAGCCAGGAAUGAGAAAGCCAGUGAUUUUGUUGAUGCAAGUACAUCUCUGCCUGUUAAGCUUGAGGCCAGCUGCGUUGCGGUACUGGUACACCCCAUUGUCGAGGUGUUGAAGGCUGAAGAGCAGCCAUUGCACUCCACCAAUGAGGAGACAUCCGAUGAGUUCUUGGAUGCAAAUUCAUCUGUACCUAUUGACCUCGAGGCCAAGAACAAUGAUGCAUCCUUCAUUACAGAGGUGAUGACGAAGGAGGAAGAGCAGCUAUAUGAGGCUCGGCUUAAGGUAGAGGAAGAAGAGGCUAGAAAGAGAGAACAAGCGGCAAGACUUGCUUUAGAUCCUAAUGCAUGCUUUAGCAAGUUGGAUGAGCUGCUGACAGAGACACAGCUUUAUUCAGAAUUUCUACUUGAAAAGAUGGCGCAAAUAACAGAUAAUUUUCUUGAAGUUAAAGAUGAAGAGGGGUCUGUGGAAGACAAGAAGAAAGGAUGUGGCAGAAAGAGGAAAGUAAAUUCUAAGCCACAAUACAAUGAUAAGAAGGCUAAGACAGCAGUGGCUGCAAUGCUCACAAGAUCGCGCGAAUAUCGUUCUGCUUAUGAUGACACUCUCACAGAAGAAGAAAGAUGGGAAAAAGAGCAAGCCAACCUUGUACCAUUAAUGACUGGUGGACAGUUGAAAUCUUACCAGAUAAAGGGUGUGAAGUGGCUAAUAUCACUGUGGCAGAAUGGGCUAAAUGGGAUACUAGCUGAUCAAAUGGGCCUUGGGAAAACAAUCCAGACAAUUGGAUUUCUUACCCAUCUUAAAGGGAAUGGUAUGCACGGUCCUUACAUGAUAAUUGCUCCUCUUUCCACCCUCUCAAACUGGGUGAAUGAAAUCUCAAGGUUUGUUCCAUCUCUUACUGGGCUGAUUUACCAUGGGGAUAAAGUGGCUCGGGCAGAGAUAAGGAGAAAAUUCAGGCCCAAAACUGUUGGCCCUGAUUUCCCGAUAAUAAUUACUUCAUAUGAGAUGGCCAUGUCAGAUGCAAAAUAUCUUGCUCGUUAUAAGUGGAAAUAUGUUGUUGUGGAUGAGGGACAUCGGUUGAAAAAUUCUAAAUGUAAAUUAUUGAGAAAGUUAAAGCGCAUACCAAUGGCCAAUAAACUCCUUUUGACUGGGACACCUCUUCAGAAUAACCUGGCAGAGUUGUGGUCGUUGUUGAAUUUCAUUUUGCCUGAUAUAUUCUCGUCCCAUCAGGAAUUUGAGUCAUGGUUUGAUUUUUCUGGGAAAGGAGACGAGGAGCAGCAGGAAGAAGCUGAUGAGAAGAAAAGAGUUCUUGUUAUUUCAAAGCUUCAUGCCAUUUUGCGUCCAUUCCUUUUAAGACGGAUGAAGAUGGAUGUGGAGCAGAUGCUUCCACGGAAGAAAGAGAUAAUCAUUUAUGCUAACAUGACUGCACAUCAGAAGCAAAUCCAGACUCACUUGAUUGAAAAAACAUUUGACAACUACUUGCUUGAGAGCACAGACAUAGUGUUGCGGAGACCUGGCCUGAAGAUGAAGCUAAAUAACCUAAUGAUUCAGCUGAGGAAGAACUGUGCCCAUCCUGAUCUUUUCAAUGCUGCAUUUGACUCAACAAGCCUUUAUCCACCUACCGAUAAGCUUCUGGAACAAUGUGGUAAAUUUCAGCUGUUGGACAGGUUACUGGAAUCCCUACUCAAACAAAAGCACAAGGUUCUAAUAUUUUCACAGUGGACAAAAGUUUUGGAUAUAAUUGAAUAUUAUUUGUAUAUGAAAGGCCUGAAUAUUUGCCGAAUUGAUGGUAGUGUUAAAUUGGAAGACAGGAUGAGACAGAUAGCAGAGUUUAAUGACUUGAACAGCAGUAUGAAUGUCUUUAUUCUAAGCACACGUGCUGGUGGGCUUGGCAUCAAUCUUGCUUCUGCUGAUACAUGUAUCCUGUAUGACAGUGACUGGAAUCCUCAGAUGGAUUCGCAGGCCAUGGAUCGAUGCCACCGGAUUGGUCAAACACGCCCAUUGCAUGUUUAUCGGUUGGCAACAGCCAACUCUGUUGAGGGACGUAUUAUCAAGAGAGCUUUUGGAAAGCUGAAGCUGGAGCACGUUGUGAUUGGGAAGGGACAGUUUGAACAGAAUAGCGCGAAGCCUAACGUCUUUAGAUGAGGAGGAGCUGCUUGCGCUGCUGAGGGACGAGCAGGACGAGGAAGACAGGAUGAUCCAGACCGACAUCAGCGACGAGGACCUUCUGAAGGUGAUGGACCGGAGCGACCUCACCGGCCCGCCUGCCGCCGCCGAUGCCACCCCUCUUAUCCCCCUGAAAGGGCCUGGCUGGGAGGUCGUGAUGGCCUCCAAGAGCGGUGGCGGCGUGCUCUCGGCGCUCACCAGCUGAGCCCUGCCCCGGCCUAGCAGUGACGGCGCCCUCGGCAUUUCGGGUGAUUCGGCUUGGUCACCGCUAACCAGCUGAUGUUUGGCGAAACACUAUCCGCCGAAGUAAUUAUUGACCUCAUGGCAUAUGUGAUACAGGAUGUGGUAACCUAUCUCGAAAAGAAUCCAAAAGUAAGUAAUUAUUGACUGGGCGUUGCACCCGUAGAUUAGGUGCUCUAAGUAACUUGAGCUCGCACCUUCUUCCCCAUUUGCUUUGGGUCAGCAUUCAGCAGGCUAUGUAAGACUGUUAUGGUAGUCUAUGCUGAAGGAGGUUGGAAGUGUGCUGCCA